Molecule: messenger RNA, 1860 nt
Organism: Ailuropoda melanoleuca (giant panda)
Lineage: Eukaryota; Metazoa; Chordata; Mammalia; Carnivora; Ursidae
Gene: ENO4
Product: enolase 4
Exons: 14
Coding region: 1-1860 (619 amino acids)
Biological process (GO): glycolytic process
Cellular component (GO): phosphopyruvate hydratase complex
Molecular function (GO): phosphopyruvate hydratase activity; magnesium ion binding
Source: RefSeq, a predicted model, not a curated record
AUGGGAGAAGGCGGCGGCGGCGGCCGUAGCUGUGGGACCACUAGGGAGCUGCAGAGGCUGAAGCAGCAGGCGAUGGAGUACUACCGGGAGAACGACGUCCCGCGCAGGCUGGAAGAGCUGCUCAACUCCACCUUCUACCUCCAGCCUGCCGACGUCUACGGGCACCUGGCAAACUGCUUUUCUAAACUUGCAAAGCCUCCCACCAUAUGCAAAGUAGUGGGGAAAAAUGUGUUGGAUGGACUGGGGCUUCCAACCCUGCAAGUGGAAAUAUUCUGCACCAUUCAAAAUUUUCCCAAGAACAUAUGUUCGGUGGUGAUCUCAACGCACUUUGAAGUCCAGGAGGACGCCGAGCAAGCGGAGAGGGGCGACGCGGUCAGCACCGCCGUGCGCUGGGUCAACGACACCAUCACCGAGGAGCUGCGGGGCGUGGCGCCCUCCGACCAGGCCGCGGUGGACCACGUGCUCAGGACACUCUUUGAAAAUAAAGUACAAGAAGACAAAGAGAGGAGAGAACUGGAAAAGAGCCUGCAAGACCCGGCAGUGACCACCCCUUCACCUCUCCCUCCACCACCACCACCUUCUCCACCCCCAGCCAAAAAAAAAGGACAAAAGCAAGGGAGGAAUGAUGCUUUUACAGAGAAACCCAUUGUGCCUCCAGAGCCUGUUGAACCUGUGCUGAACGGCAGCAUGGCCAUAGGGGCCGUGUCCCUCGCUGUGGCCAAAAGCAGCGCCAUCCUGGGCAAUAGCCCCCUCUACUUAAACAUCGCGUUACUGAAGCACCAUCAGGAACAGCCCACAAAGCUAACCGUACCUUUGCCAAUGGUGUCUCUGAUCAGCUGUGGGAAGUCAUCGCCUGGGAAGCUAAACUUAAUGAAAGAAGUGAUGUGUAUACCCCACCCUGGAUUAACAGCUAAACAGGGCGUGGAGAUGCUUCUGGAAAUUCAGAAACAUAUUAACAAAACAAUUGAAACGCCCCCUCCUCCAAAAACAGAGACCAAAAAAGGGCAUAAUGGAAGCAAAAAAGGUCAGCAGCCCAUCACUGGCAAGAUGUCCCAUCUUGGCUGUUUGACCGUUAAUUACGACACCACAGAGCAGCCCCUGCUCCUCAUACAAGGCAUCUGUGCGAACCUGGGUCUGGACAUGGGGACCAGCCUGCAUCUAGCCAUCAACUGUGCUGCACAUGAGCUCAUGGACUAUAGUAGAGGGAAGUAUGAAGUGAUGCUGGGAACACACAAAAACGCGGCCGAGCUGGUUGACCUGUACGUGGAUCUGAUCAACAGUUUCCCUUCAAUUAUUGCCUUAAUCGAUCCUUUCAGGAAGGAGGACUCCGAACAGUGGGACAGCAUCUGUAACGCUCUUGGUUCCAGGUGUCACAUCAUUGCAGGAGCUGCAUCCAAAAGCAUUUCCAAACUUCUAGAGGGUAGCGACAUCAGCACCCCCAAAUCCAGCGGGCUGGUCAUCAAACACACCAACCAAACUACGAUGUCUGACUUGGUGGAAAUAACCAAUCUUCUCGACAGUAAGAAGCACAUCGCCGUCUUCGGAAGUACAGAAGGCGAGUCGUCUGAUGACAGCCUGGUCGAUUUGGCCGUCGGACUCGGCGUCCGGUUUAUCAAGCUGGGAGGUCUGUCCCGCGGUGAGCGGGUGGUUAAGUACAACCGCCUUCUUACGAUAGAGGAAGAACUUGUCCGGAACGGAACACUGGGUUUCAAUGAAGAACACACAUUUUUCCCCUUGAACGACAAAGCUGAAGAGGGGACCAAGGCACCCGAGACUGCAGCCACCAUGGCUGGUGAGCUACCCGAGCUCCCAGAGCCCAUCUUCCCCACAGAAGUGAUGGGGGCAUUGGCCAAGGCAUGA